This is a messenger RNA of Haemorhous mexicanus (house finch), 4344 nucleotides long. RefSeq names its product myelin transcription factor 1 (gene MYT1). Gene Ontology annotation, cellular component: nucleus. Gene Ontology annotation, biological process: regulation of transcription by RNA polymerase II. The coding region runs from base 1 to 3357 and encodes 1118 amino acids. Gene Ontology annotation, molecular function: DNA-binding transcription factor activity, RNA polymerase II-specific; zinc ion binding; RNA polymerase II cis-regulatory region sequence-specific DNA binding. The record is from RefSeq and is a predicted model, not a curated record. The transcript is spliced from 21 exons. NCBI's taxonomy places the organism in Eukaryota, Metazoa, Chordata, Aves, Passeriformes, Fringillidae.
AUGAGUUUAGAAAAUGAUGAUAAGAGAGCACGCACACGAUCCAAGUCUAUCCGAGUGCCCACGGAGCUCAUCGGCCAGGAGGUGAGCUGUCCAACUCCAGGCUGUAAUGGCUCAGGACAUAUCCGUGGGAAGUAUGCGAGACACAGAAGUUUACAAAGCUGCCCUCUAGCCAAGAAGAGGAAACUUCAGGAUGCUGAGGCCGAACAUCUGGUGUCCAAGAGGAAAUCCCACCCACUCAAACUGGCCUUGGAUGAAGGCUACAACGUGGACAGCGAUGGCAGUGAGGAGGCCGAGGCCAAGGAGGAGUCUGGCUCUGAUGAGUCGGAGGGGAUGCUGGAGGAGGACGAGGCAGAGGCCAUGGAGCAGGAGGAGACCCACAGCCCCGAGGCAGCAGAAGACAGAAGCCCAGCAAAAUCAACCCACUACGGACAAAACACAGCCACAAGUACAUCUGGGCCCAGUAAGGCCAACUACAGCAGCUACCAAGAAAUAAUCGCCAACUCUCUCCUAAACUUAGGCCAAAUAGCAGAGGAAACCCUCGCCAUCGAAGGGCAGCUGCCCGAAGCGGAGCUGCAGGGCUCCAAGCCAGCAUCCAACGUCGUGCAUUUGGUCCAUGAGGAUGCAGGAGAGGAGUUGGUGGAGGAGGAGUGCGACAAGGAGAUCAUCAUCCAGACGGAGGACGCGGAGGAGGUCAUCGAGGUCACCAGCGAGCGCAGCAGCGAGUUGUGUCCGGAGUCCCGGGACGACACGAACGGGGAGGAGUCCUGUAAACUGGAAAAGGCUGAAGCAGAAGAAGAGGAGGAGGAGGAUGAUGAUGAGGAGGAUGAUGAGGAAGAGGAAGAGGAGGAAGAGGAUGAGGAGGAGGAGGAGGAGGAGGAAGAAGAGGAGGAGGAAGAGGAGGAGGAGAUGGCUCCUGAAGUGAUCUGCGAGGAAGCUCCUCACACUUCUCAGGACCCCCAGAAAAGCCACUGUGAAGGGCAGUUCAGCCCCAAGCCCGAGUACUCGGUCAUCGUGGAGGUCCGGUCGGACGACGACAAGGACGACGAUGCCCGCUCCCAGAAAUCAGCCGUGACGGAUGAGUCGGAGAUGUACGACAUGAUGACCAGGGGCAACCUGGGGCUGCUGGAGCAAGCCAUUGCCCUGAAAGCCGAGCAGGUGAAAAUCGUGCGGGAGCCCAGCCGGCUGCCAGGAGAGCACGUGAAGCACUUCCAGGUGGAGGACAAACAGAACAAACCGCUGGACAGCAUCCGGAAGAGCUACUACGGCAAAGAUCCUUCGAGGCCUGAGAAGAGAGAAAUCAAAUGUCCAACUCCUGGCUGCGAUGGGACCGGACACGUCACAGGACUUUACCCCCACCAUCGCAGCCUCUCCGGCUGUCCGCACAAAGACAGGAUCCCCCCCGAGAUCCUGGCGAUGCAUGAGAACGUGUUGAAAUGCCCCACGCCCGGGUGCACAGGACAGGGUCACGUCAACAGCAACCGCAACACGCACAGGAGUUUAUCUGGGUGCCCCAUUGCUGCUGCUGAGAAAUUAGCCAAAUCACAUGAAAAGCAACAAACCCAGUCUGGUGAUCCUGCAAAGACCAGCUCCAAUUCUGACCGGAUACUCAGGCCUAUGUGCUUUGUGAAGCAACUGGAGAUCCCUCAGUAUGGAAGCUACAGGCCCAACAUGGUCCCAGCAACCCCCCGGGCCAACUUGGCCAAGGAGCUGGAGAAGUACUCCAAGGUCACCUUCGAUUAUGCAAGUUUUGAUGCUCAGGUUUUUGGCAAACGCAUGCUUGCCCCAAAGAUUCAGACUAGCGAAACCUCACCUAAAGCCUUUAAAUGCUUCGACUACUCCCACGACGCUGAGGCUGCACACAUGGCGGCCACCGCCAUCCUCAACCUCUCCACCCGCUGCUGGGAGAUGCCUGAGAAUCUCAGCACCAAGCAGCAAGAGGCCCCUGGCAAGUCCAUGGACAUUGAGGUGGAUGAAAAUGGGACUCUGGACUUGAGUAUGAACAAACACCGCAAGCGGGAGAGCACCUUCCCCAGCAGCAGCAGCUGCAGCAGUAGUCCCAGCAUGAAGUCCCCAGACGUGUCCCAGCGCCAAAACAGCACCAGUGCCACGAGCAGCACCAUGACCUCCCCCCAGUCCAGCCAGACCUCCCGCCAGGACGAAUGGGAUGGGCCCAUUGACUACACUAAACCAAACCGCCAGCGGGAAGAGGAGCCAGAGGAGUCAGAGCCUGCUGCUCACUCUUUUGCCUCCUCGGAAGCUGAUGAGCAAGAAGUGUCAGAGGAGAACUUUGAAGAGAGAAAAUACCCAGGUGAAGUUACUUUAACCAACUUCAAGCUGAAAUUCCUCUCCAAGGACAUCAAGAAAGAGCUGCUCACUUGCCCAACCCCAGGCUGUGAUGGCAGUGGACACAUAACGGGGAACUAUGCCUCUCACCGCAGCCUUUCUGGUUGUCCUCUUGCUGACAAGAGCCUCAGAAACCUCAUGGCUGCCCACUCUGCUGACCUCAAGUGCCCUACUCCUGGUUGUGAUGGCUCUGGUCACAUAACAGGAAAUUAUGCAUCACAUAGAAGUCUGUCAGGCUGCCCUCGUGCCAAGAAAAGUGGGAUCAAGAUCACCCCGACAAAGGAUGAUAAAGAAGACCCAGAGCUGAUGAAGUGUCCCGUUCCGGGCUGUGUCGGGCUGGGACACAUCAGCGGCAAGUACGCGUCUCACCGGAGCGCCUCCGGGUGCCCGCUGGCCGCCCGCAGGCAGAAGGAGGGAUCACUCAACGGCUCCUCCUUCUCCUGGAAGUCCUUGAAGAACGAAGGCCCAACCUGCCCCACCCCAGGCUGUGACGGUUCUGGCCACGCCAACGGGAGCUUCCUCACUCACAGAAGUUUGUCAGGGUGUCCACGAGCUACUUUUGCUGGGAAGAAAGGAAAACUCUCAGGGGAUGAAAUUCUCAACACAAAGUUCAAGACCAGCGAUGUUCUGGAGAACGAUGAGGAGAUCAAGCAGCUGAACAAGGAGAUCAGUGAGCUGAACGAGUCCAACUCAGAGAUGGAAGCGGCCAUGGUGAAACUCCAGUCCCAGAUCUCCACCAUGGAGAAGAACCUGAAGAACAUUGAGGAGGAAAACAAAAUCAUAGAGGAGCAAAACGAAGCCCUGUUCCUGGAGCUCUCAGGGUUGAGCCAGGCUCUCAUCCAAAGUCUUGCCAACAUCCGCCUUCCGCACAUGGAUCCAAUUAGUGAGCAGAACUUUGAUGCCUAUGUGAACACGCUGACAGACAUGUACACCAACCAGGAGUGCUACCAGAACCCAGAGAACAAGGACCUGCUGGAGAGCAUCAAGCAAGCUGUCAAGGGCAUCCAGGUGUAGCGCCGCGGGAUGGAGAGCAGCAAGCAAACAGACUGUAAGAUGGAAAUUCCCCUCCAAGUAUUCAGGUUUACAAGUCAGAAAACUUGUUUAAUGAAUGAAAAAAAAAGAAAAAAAAAAAGGACCAAAAUGUAACCAAGAGGCCAUUUCUGAGACAUGGAACUGAUCAAACUCAAUGUUCUCGUUUACUUAACUUUGGACCUUCUUGAGAAAAGUGGGAUUUUUUUCCACCUUGACCACAAGGUAGAUCAGGAUGGAAGAUUAAAUUCUCCAGUAGGCUGUGGGGCUUGGUAGCAGGUGAAGAGCAGGCAUCUUCCAUGAGUUGUUUGCUCUUGCAGAAUAGAUCCAAGGGUUAAAAUGUUAUAAGAACAGGGUCUUGUCUGAUCCAAGACUAGUGUAUGACUGGCUUAAACCCUCAUGUUGUCUAUGGUUGUAUGUCCAGAUCACCUACUCACACAUGAGUUAUGUUCUAUGUUGCUACAAGUGCUGGAGCUGCAAGCUACCUGUAAAUCUGAACCUGUGCUGGGCCUCCCAACCCCGAAGUGUUCAGAUAUCCACUGGGCAUGGGAACUCUGAAGUAUUAUAAAGUAGCUUAUUUUUAUUUUCUGAAAGAAAUCUGAAGAGCAGUUCUGGAUCUCCAGUGGAAAGCGCAAUGGAAAAACGGUUCUCAGGGAAGCUUUUGGAGUUUGCAACUACAGUAUUCCUUUGUCUGUCUUAAAUAUGAGAGUAGCUAUUAUGAAUAGGCCAAUUCCAGAUAUUUCAAACAGAAGACUUUCUUUAAUGUGUCAUGGUCCAGUGUAUAUGAUUUUUUGGAAAUCUGUUUGAUGACAGUUCUGGUUCUUUUCAUUAUUGUGAUCAUCCCUACAGUGGCGCAGUACUGCCAGUCCAGAGAUCAUACAUCAAUGCCAGAGAACGGUUGAGAUUGUGAUGAACAAAACAAAACAAAUCAAAUCCAAAAGAAGCAAAAACCAAUAAAAAGAAAGAUGUUAA